Molecule: messenger RNA, 702 nt
Organism: Drosophila guanche
Lineage: Eukaryota; Metazoa; Arthropoda; Insecta; Diptera; Drosophilidae
Exons: 1
Coding region: 4-657 (217 amino acids)
Source: RefSeq, a predicted model, not a curated record
GAGAUGAGGUCUCAGGUGCUUGGACUGCUGCUCGCCGGACUGGGCCUGGGCCUGGGCCUGGCUCAGAAUCCCUUUGAGAAUCUGGCACUGGGCGCCAUGAGUGUGGCCGCCAACAUAGCCGAGGCCGUGCAGGGUGGCGCGGCCAUCAAUCGUGACCUGAACAUCGACAAUCCCCUGAUGUCGGUGCACUCGAAGACGGCGGCGGGCUUUGGCGAUGCCAUGCGGCCGCCUUCGGGCGAUGACUCCUCCGAGUCUGAGUCCAAGUCCGGGGAGCGAGGGAGACGCAGGCGAAGACGCAGCUUGCAGCGAUCGAGGCGCAUCAAGCGUGCCCCCUGCCACUGGAUGAUGUCCAUGGCCACCGCGACACCCGGCGAGGAUGAGGUGGAGGCGCGCAAGAAACGCGCACGCAAGCGUGCCGCCAACAAUGCCUCUCGAUCCCGCAUCAACGCCAAGAAGAGCGGCAAGAAGAAGCUUCUACGAAGGCGACGCCAGCAGCCGAUGGAGGGACAACAGCAGCAGCAGCAGGCAGCGGGCACUCUUGGCGAUCGCAUCAAGGGCAUGUGGCUGUCCUUUGUGGACAGCGUCGCGGAUGUGGUGCAGCAGGUGCGCCAGAAGAUAUCAAGUGCAGCAGGAGCAGCAGCAGGCGGCGCCAAUUAGGUGGCAUGCACCAGCACCAGUUGUUUUUUUUUUCUCUUGCAUAUA